Molecule: messenger RNA, 744 nt
Organism: Hyposmocoma kahamanoa
Lineage: Eukaryota; Metazoa; Arthropoda; Insecta; Lepidoptera; Cosmopterigidae
Exons: 1
Coding region: 1-744 (247 amino acids)
Source: RefSeq, a predicted model, not a curated record
AUGAUCCCUGUGCCUGAUCUUGAUAUCGCCGCAUUGAUAAGGACCGAGAUUAAAGCUGCCAUACGUUCUGAAUUUUCCCCUAUUAAAAGUCAAUUGAAUGAUCUACAAAAAUCAGUGGAAUUCAUUACUCAGCAAUAUGAUGACCUGUUGAAAACUACAAACACUAUUAUGGACAAUUACAAGACUAUCAAAUCUGAUACAACACACCUGAGCACAACGGUAACGACACUUACUGAGCGCUUAAAUAAUUUGGAACAGCAUUUACGUGAGACCAAUCUUGAAAUUCAAGGAGUCCCACAGCGUAAAGAUGAAAAUAUUGUUGAAGUUAUUAAGAAAGUCGCUGACGUCGUAUCAUUCAGGCUUGACGAUAGAGAUAUACUGAACUGCACGAGAGUAGCCAGCAUGAAUAAAGAUAGUAAGAGACCGCGAGCCAUUGUAGUUAAACUAUGUAGUACUCGUCGUCGUGAUGAGUUUUACUCUGCUGUGGUACGCUACAACAAGGCUCACUCCAACAGUAAGCUUAGUUCCUUGUCAUUGGGCUUCGGAGGCGAUCCCUCUAUAAUUUAUAUUUCGGAGCAUUUGUCGCCGGUAAAUAAAGCCCUACACUACGCCACUCGCAUCAAAGUUAAGGAAUUGUCAUAUAAGUUUUUGUGGGUUCGUAAUGGCCGUAUUUUCGUUCGGAAGGACGAAGUAUCAAGAUUUAUUCACGUUAAGAACCAACAGACCUUGGACAGCUUAGUCUAA